CAGAGAUUCUCUUUCCUGAAGAUAUCCUCCAAAAGACAAGAGGAAAGUUUGCCUUUUCUGCUCCCUUCUUGGAAAGAUGCAAAGUGCUUUAGUAGGCUCCUGGCACAACAAUGGCUUCUAUGGGCACUACAGAAGCCAAUUCAAGAGUGAAAGUGCUAGAGAAUACCGCCUUGCAGCCAAGCCCCAGCCUCCAGCAGUGUUCCUGCAGCGAUGUCAGGAGCCAGCGCAGCAACACUUCUUCUCCAAGCACGACAACCGUACUUCCUUUGACAAAGGUCCCUAUUGUCUGCUGCAGGGAAUCAGAAGGCGGAAGGACCUGGAGCGCCUGUGGCAGCAGCACACCUUCCUGCGCUGGGCACCCUGUGAGAUAGAGUUGCGCCAGCAGGGGCCCCUGGAAUCUUCUUACCAGGCCGAUUUCAGACCAGGCCCAGGACUCAGUGGCCUCCCCCAGCGCCUCGUCCACUUUGUGCAGGUCCAGCCUUCCCAUACCGGGACCACCUACCAGCAGAACUUCUGCUGCCCAUCAGGGUGGCCACUAUGGCAGCGACAAGAGGGCCCCAGGCGCCGGUCACUGACGUACUGCCUGACCUCCCAGGGAUCCCAAGACCCAAGCUGCUGCAGCACUACCUUCAUGCUGGGGUCUCUGAGUGUCUGAACUGGUCCAGAGCAUUAAACAAGGA
This is a messenger RNA of Gorilla gorilla gorilla (western lowland gorilla), 680 nucleotides long. RefSeq names its product ciliary microtubule inner protein 7 (gene CIMIP7). NCBI's taxonomy places the organism in Eukaryota, Metazoa, Chordata, Mammalia, Primates, Hominidae. The record is from RefSeq and is a predicted model, not a curated record.